AUGUCCGCUAUUGGUUCCUUGAUCUUCUGCACAGAUUGCGGUAAUCUCCUACGAGAAUCUACCGGUGAUGCGAAUGCGAUUUUGCACUGUGAUGUCUGCGGCGCUCGGAAUAAAGACACAAUUCCCCAAACAACCGUGUCCGAGUCCAAGCCCUCCGCAUUCCCCUCAGCACUGAGAGCGAAACGAUCGGCAGUCCAGACACUUUCAGCAGAAGAUCGCAAGACUGAGGCUGUCAUUGAUCGUACGUGUAAUGAAUGUGGGAGGAAGGAAAUGUUCUACACCACGGUACAGCUGCGCAGUGCCGACGAAGGCAGUACUGUGUUUUAUAGAUGUGUCUGCGGAUUCAAGGAAACCUCCAACAAUUAA
Molecule: messenger RNA, 366 nt
Organism: Penicillium bovifimosum
Lineage: Eukaryota; Fungi; Ascomycota; Eurotiomycetes; Eurotiales; Aspergillaceae
Product: DNA-directed RNA polymerase I core subunit RPA12
Exons: 3
Coding region: 1-366 (121 amino acids)
Biological process (GO): DNA-templated transcription; termination of RNA polymerase I transcription
Cellular component (GO): RNA polymerase I complex
Molecular function (GO): nucleic acid binding; zinc ion binding; DNA-directed RNA polymerase activity
Source: RefSeq, a predicted model, not a curated record